This is a messenger RNA of Laetiporus sulphureus 93-53, 1454 nucleotides long. RefSeq lists its product as uncharacterized. The record is from RefSeq and is a predicted model, not a curated record. NCBI's taxonomy places the organism in Eukaryota, Fungi, Basidiomycota, Agaricomycetes, Polyporales, Laetiporaceae. Bases 315 to 1229 code for a protein of 304 amino acids. The transcript has 5 exons.
CACGAUCGGCGUGAAGUUUGAUUUGAUUCGAAAAUUCAUAUACGUUGGUCACCACCGAUAAUAGGUACGUGCACCGCCUAGAAACACAACGUUACAGGUCGAAUGCACUCCGAGAGGCGAAAAUGUCUGUCGUAUGCACAAUGCUCAGUAAUUAGCCUUGCCCGCCAGUCUGCACGGCCAGGUAGAGCAGCUUUGCCAUUGCAGGACUGCUCCGCUUGUCAUCAUGCCUUCUUCAUCGACGUGGACAAUUCAUCUCACCUGCAUCUCAACAGACCUCACCCGCUACCUACAAUACUGUGUCGGAGCAGCCCGCUAUGACUUCACCAGAACGUGAACAGUCGCGCUACAUGCCCAUUCCAGGGCCGCCGCUGCGCUCAGCGAUGAAACACUCAUCCUCCCCUAUCUCUCGGCCCGAUACGCCCGGCUCGACAUCCAUCAAGUCUCCUCUUCUCUCGACCUCCAAUCCUAUAGCACUCACUUCCUCCCCAUCUCCACUAAUCUCAACGCCUCUCACGGCGUCCCCGGGUCCGCCGUCCCCGCUCGUCGCGGCGCAGGGUUACACGCCGAAGGUAUCGUUUGACACGCUCGAAAACCCGCAGGCGAGCAUGUUCUCGUACACGCUGCAUGUGCAAAGCGACGGGUACAAGAGAAAUAGGCAUACGCGCGUGUUCCUGUGCGCGAGUAGCCCAGACGAGAGCGGGACGCAAGCGCUAGAUUGGGCGCUGGAGAGUCUGGUGCAGGACGGUGACGAAUUGAUUGUAUUUCGUGGCGUGGAUACGGAAGUGCUUGAGAAAGACCAUGAUCAAUACCGCGAAGACGCCCGUGAGCUGAUGCGGUAUAUUCAGGAGAGAUGCGUCGAAUUUGACGCUGAACGAAAGCUCUCGAUUAUCGUUGAAUAUAUUGCGGGCAAGGUUCCGGAGACCAUUGAUCGACUCAUUUCCCUCUACCGCCCGGACUCAAUAGUCGUUGGCACGCGUGGACAGCGCGGCAUGAUGCAGGCUUGGGGCGCGGCGUUCGGCGCCCCAGGGAAGAUUGGCAGUGUGUCCAAGUAUUGCUUGAGCCAUUCGCCCGUACCCAUCAUCGUAGUGCGUCCAGAGGACAAAGUACGCCGCUCGAUGGCAAAGCGCCGGGCGGAUCCCAAACGCGGGAAGCAUUUCGAUGAACUCUACAAGACUCGAACGCAUGCCGGCAGUACAGGCGUGCCGUUUACUGCGACUAUGACGCGAUGACUGCGUAAAUCACUGUCUCUUUGUUCAUCUCACUCGGUGGCUUGCCACGACGAAGUUUCCUUUUUCCUUACUCUGAUACGUUUCUCAAGCAGUGCUCUUUCCACGAACCAGUUCCAUCGCACUUGCUAUUAUACAUAAGUAUUUGUAUGUUAUGAAUAUUGUAUCCAUACACCACGAAUGCGAUGCUUGUUCUCGUCAAUCGUGACAUUGAAUUUAUAAUCGUAC